This is a messenger RNA of Laetiporus sulphureus 93-53, 2376 nucleotides long. Its product is annotated as TFIID and SAGA subunit. Gene Ontology annotation, molecular function: protein binding; RNA polymerase II general transcription initiation factor activity. Gene Ontology annotation, cellular component: transcription factor TFIID complex. Gene Ontology annotation, biological process: transcription initiation at RNA polymerase II promoter. The record is from RefSeq and is a predicted model, not a curated record. The coding region runs from base 1 to 2376 and encodes 791 amino acids. NCBI's taxonomy places the organism in Eukaryota, Fungi, Basidiomycota, Agaricomycetes, Polyporales, Laetiporaceae. The transcript has 9 exons.
AUGUCUGUGGCAACCCCGGCAGCUUCUACUCCAGAGGCGGCAUCUACGAAUGGUGUCGCGAGCUCAUCAGAGCCACCGCCAGCUCCCGAUCGCACAAUCCUGGAAUACCUUCGUGCUAAAGGCUACAAGGAGGCAGAGAAAGAGCUUCUGGCAGCACUGGAGAGUAUUGCGUCUGGUGAUAAGGGCAAGCAACCCGAAGCUUCUUCUGAACCGUCAACAAUAUCGCCGGAAGACCUGGUGAAGGCUCUGGCCGUCUAUGCGCAGAAAUCCUCCCGCCCUGGAGAAAACGCGCUCAAAGACCCAGCAAGUGUCAUCCAAGAGCUCGCUUCUACCGGUAACACAACGACUAUUCAAAAUCUCAUCGCAAGCAUAGAUGCUGUUGGUGCUGAGGAGAUCUUGUCGCUUGACCCAGCAGACAAACAAGAGGGAUUCCGGGAGCUUGAGGCCUGGGUAGAUGGAUCUCUCGACAUGUACAGACCUGAAUUCAGGCCGAUUCUUUUCCCUAUCUUCUGUCACUUCUACCUUGAUCUCAUACAGUAUGGGUUUAAGGAAGCAGCCCUCAAGUUCUAUGCAGAAUUUGCUCCACAUUUGCCACUUGCUCAUAGUGCUACUCUGCAUCAUCUGUCGAAUCUUCUUCUCCCCUUUCACGUGCAAAAUGACGAGCUUGCGCAACGAUUCCGCAACGAGAAAUACACGCUGCGGAUGAGCCGCUCCGGAUUCAGUCUACUUGUUGGUUGGCUGACUGAGGGUAUCGGAGGGGAAGCGACUGGAGCGGGAGAGGGUUUUUCAGGCGAAAGGGGGAAAAGAGGACGGGCAGCGGUCAUGCGUGUUGUCAACAACCACCUCAGAUUUGACGUAACUGCAUCUACAACAACGUCCAUCUCUCCGAGCGCGUGGGAGGAAUCUACUGGUUUUCUUUCAUCGGUAAUCCCGCAAACUAAUGGCACUGCGAUCGUGAACAACCCUCAAGCAUUCAAUGCUGCAGAGGGGGAGCUCAAGUUGGGCCAGGCGCCACUAUCGGAAGAGCUGAAGACGGAAACGGAGCGCACACUGAGGGAGCAAGCUAUGAUGGAUGCCGGGGGUCACCAAGACAUUCAGUACUUCCACCAUAUACACACUGCGCCAUCAGGCGUGACGGCGCCUGCGCCAUCUGAUCUUCCGCCAUAUCCUCCGGCGUUCAAGGCUGUCGAUGUGAAGCGGGAAGUAGAGAAAGUCCGAGACGCUCGCAAACGAAUUCGACUGGAUCCUUCUAGCUCUAGUCAUCAACAACAAGGAGGGAGCAAAGCCCGUCCUCUUCCAAGCAUAUGCGCGUAUACUUUGCAUGAUGUUGGUGAAGGUGUACCGUGUUGUACAUUCUCUCAAGAUGCCUCCUUGAUGGCUGUUGGCUUCUCUGAGAGCUACAUCCGCUUGUGGAGUCUAAAAGGCGAGAAGCUGAAAGGAUACAGGAGUGACUUCCAGUCAAAUUCAAUCCGAGAUGUCGCAUCUCUGCGCAAGGCACGAGAGAAAGGAGGCUCGAGCACGCGGAAGCUCAUCGGACACAGCGGUCCCGUCUAUUCUGUCGCAUUCGACCCGAUAGGCGGGUCUGCGACGCCUCCUCGAUACCUGCUCUCGGCAUCUGCAGAUGCGACGACUCGGUUAUGGUCUCUCGACACUAUGACUAAUGUGGUUGCGUAUAGAGGCCAUCAAAAUCCUGUGUGGGACGUACAAUGGGGCCCGAUGGGAAUUUACUUUGCGACGGCUAGUCGGGACCGAACAGCGCGAUUGUGGUCGACAGACAGAGCAUCUACGCUGAGAGUGUAUGCUGGGCAUCUGAGCGACGUCGACUGUGUACGCUUCCAUCCAAACUCGUUAUAUCUCGCGACCGGAUCAAGUGAUUGGACGGCGCGGUUGUGGGACGUCCAGCGCGGGUCUUGCGUUCGAGUCUUUGUCGGGCAUCAAGGCAUUGUGUCCACGCUGGCAUUCAGCCCGGAUGGGCGCUACCUCGCAACUGCGGGCGAGGACCUGGCAAUCAAUCUCUGGGACCUUGGUUCAGGAAAACGCAUCAAAAAGAUGACAGGACACACAGCGUCCGUAUAUUCCCUGGCGUUUAGCGAAGAGUCAUCUAUGCUCGUAUCCGGUGGUGCUGACUGGACCGUGCGGUGUUGGGACGUGAAGAGCGCUGGCGGGUUGCCCGGAAAGCCUAAGGAAAAUGGUGUGCUGACAAACGGUACAAGUAUGACGACUGAAAGCCCGAAUGGGAAAGAAGAAGAAGGUAUCGAGACUACCGACCUCCUCGCCUCAUUUCCUACCAAGCGGACGCCGAUCAUCGACGUUCAAUUCACGCCUCGCAACCUAUGUCUCGUGGGUGGUCCGUACCUGAGCCCUGAGCAGCGAUGA